Molecule: messenger RNA, 2261 nt
Organism: Sclerotinia trifoliorum
Lineage: Eukaryota; Fungi; Ascomycota; Leotiomycetes; Helotiales; Sclerotiniaceae
Source: the annotation of a GenBank genome assembly
CCCGUCACUACAAUUUUUAAAAAAUGUCAUACAAGAAUGUCGUCUUCCCACAAUACGAACGAGUUUCAUGAAGUUCAUGAGUCGCUUCAAUGUUGUGGGACGAAAUCUUUUAAUUUUUUUUAAUAUCCUGAUGACUGUUCGGUGAAGAGAGGAUCAAUCAAUCUUCAUUCUAUAACGGCGAUAUUCAGAUGAAAUAGAUCUUGCUGGUCGAGAUCAAACUUCGAAUCUAUAGCUCCCUAUUUCAUUCUUACUCUUUUCACCUCACGAUACACAAGAAACACCCCGGACAAGAAGAUAAAGCGAUAAGGAAUUGCUUUGAAAGUUCAAUAAUAUAUAUCCCACCUACCACAAAACAUUUCCCCCCUUCACCUCCCUCAACAUAUAAUAACACAUCUGCAACAUGCGGUCCUCAACAAUAUUAGCACCGAGUCUCUUCCUUCUCACGUCCUUCAUACAAUCCACAGACGCAUUGAAAGCACUAUCGAAUUCACCAUGUGCACCGAAAUGCGGCAAUGUUUUAGGAGGAACCACGGGGGACAAUGAUAUCGUGUGUCAGAAUACGGACUAUACGAGCUCAAUUGGAACGACAUAUUCCGGAUGCGUGGGAUGUCAAUUAACGAGUACGUUUGUUGAUCCUUCAACAAAUCAAACGGAUUUGGAAUGGGGUUUAUGUAUGCUCUCCUUUCCUCGGAUGUAUGUGUGGAAAUGUGACUAAUAUGGUGUGUGUAUAGAUAAUUUGAGAUAUGCCAUAAGUUGGUGUCUCUUUGGAUAUCCAAAUAAUACACAAGUGCAGGAUACGCCAUGUAUAACACCGCUAUCAUGCGGACCCAUGAAAGACGCCAUCGAAUACGAAAAUCUGACGACGAGUGCUCAAACCGAAUAUGGAUAUUGUUCAGACAUCGCCACGAAUCAAAUCCAACAAUGUCAGAAUUGUCUCCGAAUUUCAACAGCAACAUACUAUCUGAAUAAUUUCUACACGCUGCUCUAUGGAGCUUGUGAACAACAACCCGCUGCAGGCUCAACAUUAUCCUUCCAGGGCUCCCCCUUCUCCACCACUCAACUAAACAUGACUUCUCCAACUCCAACUUCCGUACCCGGUACAGCCUACCCCGGUCUCUCCCUCAAUUCCCGCAUCGGAGUCGCAGUAGGCAUAAUAGUCUUCGCACUCUUCAUAACCGGAUUCUGCAUCAUCUUCAACGGACGACGACGUCGGCGCCGCAUCCUCCGCCAACAUCAACUCGACACCGGCUACGCCGCCUGGAAAAACACCCACAACGUCGACGGACUAGGCGGACACGUCCCCGCCAACGAUGCCACCAGCGCCGUCUCAAACAUGACAUCCGGCUCUGGAGGAUUCUUCGACAGUCCCAACUCGCAAAAACCUCUACAGCCACAGUACUGGGGUCAACAACAACCUCAUGGUGGGGAUUUUAAUGGUCCUGCUAUUAUGACACCCGUGGAAGAUAGUCCCAUUACCCCCGUGGCCGAGAAAGUAUAUUUAUCUCCCUAUUCCUCACCGUACAGUAGUCCAGCCACCGCAUCCACUGAUGCGAACGGGAAGAAUCCGAAUGGAGAUCCGUGGGCUACAGAUCGAACGGGGAGUUUUGGACAGGGAACUUUCGGCCAGGGAACAUUCGGUCAAGGAGGAGGCAGUAUGGCCGAGAAACUCAAAGCGAGGGAAAGAGAGCGAGCACGAAGAAAGAAAGAAGAAGAAGAAAUGAUGAAUGAACGUGAUCAAAUCGAAUUGCAGAAUUUACAUUUACAAAAUCAACAUCAACAUCAAACCCAAAAUCACAAUCAAAAUAUAGCGCCCGUCCUAGGACAUCCUGGAUAUGGAAGGGGAAGUGCAAGGGGUAUGACGAGUGAGGAUGCAAGGAGGAGUGAGUGAUGCGCUUUAGUGUUCGCUUUUAUGUUCGCUAGUGCUAGGGGGUAUAAUCAGAUGAUCUAAUCCAGUCAAUCAAUAUAUUUUGCGCAUGCGUGGGGAUUUUUUUAAAACUUUUAUAUUGAUCUUAUCUGACCUGGUUUGAUUUGAUUAGGUAGCUGUGGUUGAUUAUUAUUGUUGUUGUUUGUCUGUUUGUUUGUCUGAGUAGUUAUUUCAUGAUACCAUUUUUGUUUUAUGGGGAAAAAGGGAGGUGCUUUGAUUUGGGUUGGGUUGGUUAGAUUCAAUGGGGUGGAUGAAUGAAUGAUGGUUAGAUUGAAUGGAUGGGUGGAUGGAUGGAAGAAUGAAGGGAAAAAAGAAAGGAAGGAUAAAACCAAUUAAC